This is a messenger RNA of Silurus meridionalis, 2353 nucleotides long. RefSeq names its product transmembrane and ubiquitin-like domain containing 2 (gene tmub2). The record is from RefSeq and is a predicted model, not a curated record. Gene Ontology annotation, molecular function: protein binding. The transcript is spliced from 3 exons. The coding region runs from base 164 to 1039 and encodes 291 amino acids. Lineage: Eukaryota; Metazoa; Chordata; Actinopteri; Siluriformes; Siluridae.
GCGUUUCUAUCGUGUGAUCUGGCAACCCGACCCCGACGCCAAGUUGCGACGCGGCGUCAGCUGUCCGUGUUUGUUUAUUACACGGGAGGUGUUGUGGCGGCUUUGGCGCAAAAAUAGCACCAUUACUAAACCUCCGAGAAUGAUUUAAUGACGAGGCAGUAAGAUGGCAGUGUGUGCUCUGUCCAUGUUGGAUGGCCUGGGUGAAGAGGCCACAGCGCUGGGUGGUGUGCUCAUCCUUCUCCUCGCACUGGUCCUGGCCUGGCUCUCCACCCACGUUGCUGACCGCGGCGAUCACAUCCUGGGCACCAUUCUCACUGUCGGUGCCCACGCCUCACUGAUUGGUCUGGGGGGCCACGACGGCUACGCUGUCGCACCGUCCAGCUCUGAGACAGGUGAGCAGCAGAGCGAUGAGACAACAGAUGAGGACAAACAAGAGGAUGAUGACGAGGAAGGCGAGGGCGGCGAGGAGCUGCUGGAUAUCCAAGGAGGCAGGAGGAAAAUGAGCAGAGAGCGUGAGGGAGAGAACGAGGGCACGGAGGAUGAGGAGGAUGAGGAGAAGAGCAUCACGGUGCGACUGAAGUUUAUGAAUGAUACAGAGGAACUGGCUGUGCUGAAGCCUCAGGAUACAGUUGGAGUGUUAAAGAGUAAGUACUUCUCUGGGCGUGAGCGUCAGGUCAAGCUGAUCUAUCAAGGGCAUUUGCUGCAGGACCCACGACGCACCCUGCUCUCACUUAACAUCACUCACAACAGCGUGCUGCACUGCCACAUCUGCCAGGCUCAGAGUCCUGCCUUGCCCCAGGCCGAGCCAGACGAGGGCCAGCGUGCUCAAGCAGGAGCGGGUAUCAGCGGGGGCCUGCGCUCGGCCGCUCUCACGUUCAGCACGGGCAGCCUUGUGAUCCCGGUGUUCGUAGUGCUGCUAGCCGUGGUCUGGUAUUUCCGCUUCAACUACCGGCAGCUGUUCACAGCGCCGGCCACCGUCUCUCUGGUGGGAGUCACCGUCUUCUUUAGUUUCCUCAUCUUUGGCAUGCACAGCCACUGAGGAUACAGACAGAAGAAGGAAAGAUGCACGGAGUCAAGUCGUAGAGAGAGGGAAAAAAUGAAUCGGGGGGAAAAGAUGGCCUAUUCACUUGAUCUGUUGAAACACAUUUAGGAAUAUGGAAUGAAACAGCAGCAGUUGAGUGAUGAGGAGAAGGAAUCGUAGCAGACUAAAGUACUCAGGGAGCCGUAUGGCUUCUGGUGCCAUUUAGAUAUCUGGUGUGUCAGAGAGAGAGAGAGAGAGAGAGAGAGUGUGUAAGAGUGUGUAAGUGUGUGUGAAUGGGCGUGUUUGUGUGUUCAAGGGAUAACUUGUGGCUGAGUAAAGAGAAAUGAUGCUGUAAUUGUGCUUUAGAUUAAUGUAAUCUUUAUAGUAAUUUCAUCACAACACGAGACCAGGUUUGUCAAGUCUUCUUUCUGCUUGAUUAACUCCGUCACUUUUAUUGUCAGUCAGUUUAAAUGGAAAAACGCCAACCUAAACUCGUAUCUAUCAUUUCUGUAGCAUGCAAGAAAUUCAGCGUUUCUCUCUGCACCGAGAAAUGAGUUGAAAAAUCUGUUUCAUUGGAAGAUCACUUAACAUAGAAUAUAACAUUUUACCCCCCAAAAAGCUUCAAAUAUGUAACACAAUAAUCUAAAAUCAAAUAAUAAAUAGGGUUUAGUAGGGUACAUAUGUGACAGGAAGCCGUUAAUUUUUUCUUUUUGUAAUUAUAGUAAUUGAAAAGAGCAUUCCGAAAAACACUUACAUGUUACUUGAUGUUUGCUGAUAGAAUUCAAAACUGCCAUUUAUUAAAGAUUCGAGUUACUAUAAGAUGUGAUAGACGGACGUGAGGUUGGAAAGGGCCGGAGUUUUCCGUUCAUGAUCGAUUUGUUUGACAGCCGCAACAUUUCACUUGUAGUUAACCGAGCGCGACACGAUGCGCAAAAUAGGGGUCGCGUUUCUUACCAAAACUUUAACAAAUACUUUGCGGAAAUAGCAGAAGCGCACGCUUCUGUUACUCUAAUCUUUUAGCAAAUGUAUUUAUUUUCUUUUUUCAGAUUCAAUUUUUGUAUAAUUAACGAGUGUGCAUAGCUUUACCAGCUAAUGGUCCUUUUUUGUUUCCGAUCACAAAUCAGUUUUGUUCUACAGUAUUACCUUUGAGAGGAGAAACAUUCUUAGUAUGGAAAUAUUUGUUCUGUAGCAAUACACAUUGUGCUCUGUGUGCACGAAAAAAAGAUAAAAAAAAAAUACAGGGAUAACAAAGGAUAGCUACGCUCUGUAAAUAAAGUGUAUUCUGUGUAUAAUAUAAAAAAAGUUGAAAAUUAAAAAAUGUUCGACAUUGAA